GCCUAGCAGUCUUUGACCAAGGAGUUGAAUGGCGAACUGUGAAACGCACAACCUUCCUGUCCUGGAGCUGGAGCCGCAUCAAAUCCGCGAGGCCCUACGCUGCGUGCUACACACCAUAAUAUUUAAUCGUGCACUUGGCUACGUUAUUCCAAAGGACGUGGACUCGGAGCUCUUCGACAUUACCUACGUCCAGUGCGGAGACCCCAGCGUGGAAGCUCGUGUGGAAUCACGCAUCACCGACUUUUGCGCGCAGGUGGAGAAGCGGCCCGCAGAGCUCCACCAGCUGCAGCUCUCGUUCUACGAGACGCGGCGCAAGCAGGCUUGGUUCGGCACGCAGGACGAGCGGCUGUACUGGGAAACCUGGGUGCUGAGUGUGCUAGUGCUGCAACCCGACAUCUCCCUGCAACAACAGCAACAGCAGCAGCCUGCCGUACAACAACAGCAACACGCGGCACCAGCAGCAGCAACGUCCGUGUCCUCACAACAACAGCAACAGCUAGCGGGCAAUACCCAAGUUCGGGCUGCUCGUGCUGCGCGGCUCCAAGCGGCAUUAGAGGAGCAGCUGGCAUUAGUGGUUCGACGCGUCAACGACCGGCGAGACCACCUGCCACCCGUGCUGUCCUCCGCCGCCGUCACAUUCCCCUUCGACAUCACCUUCUCGGGGUCUUCGACCCGUGGGUCACUACAGGGCGGCUUACAAGCGGUUGGGAAGAUGCUGCUGAAGGCUACUCCGCCGCCAGUGCUGGGUUGAAGAGACAUAGGCGGAUGGAUAGACCCGUGGAUCAUUGCAAGGGGGCUUGCGGGCGUGUUGCGGCGCUUUGGACUUUAGGCAGGCGGGGUUAAAGAGGCAUGGAGGAACUAGCGAGCGUGAAAAUUUCCGCCCUUGAUGGCAGUUGUAGGAGGAGGAAAGGCAGCUGCUGAAUGGGAGGAAGGGAGACCGGUUCCGAGCUUGGGUUUGCAUGGAAGAGACGACACAAUCACUGAUCAGGCGCUGAAAUUAGGAGCACGGCCUCGAGGGAGGGCAGCCUAGAAGUUAUUACUUUUAGGAACGAGGUGUAUAACGUGCGGUAUGGGUGCGGGAUCGUGGGGUUUCGGGUGGCGGAUGCCGGCAGAAAUGUGUGCUGACAUGCCGUACACACAGGCGCCCCCAGCCAGCACUCCUGGCCAAUGGAGCUACUACGAAGCGCAGUUCCCGCAGCUAAACAUCCACUGAGCCGAAUCCCCAGGGCUGGCGGGGCUGAUGGGAUGGCGUGACGCUGCUGGCGUUGCCGGGUGCAGUUGCGGCACCCGGCGGUGCCCCCAGGACUCCUAAGCAAAUGGAAUGAGGCGCUCACAGCCAAGGACUGUUAUCGUGUGAGUAGGCUAUGAAGCAUUUUUAGUGAGGCAAUUAAC
This is a messenger RNA of Astrephomene gubernaculifera, 1392 nucleotides long. Lineage: Eukaryota; Viridiplantae; Chlorophyta; Chlorophyceae; Chlamydomonadales; Astrephomenaceae. The record is from the annotation of a GenBank genome assembly.